AAGUUUGCGCGCCAUCGAUCCGCGCAAUCCGGUCAGUCAUACCUCUGGGGGGAGGGGUAAGGAGAAAUAGUUCAGGGGAGGUUACAUCGAUUCAGUCGAGGAAGAACCACGAGCCAAAAAAUGUUUGCACGAAGGUCUCUUUUGCAGAUUCAGCGAAUGGUCGCGAGAUGUGAAGGUCCUGUUGGGGAUUUGCAGCGUGGAGGAAAAUGUUUAAACAGUGUACAGCUUAUUGGGUACACUGGUGGUGACCCAGUGCGAGGAGGAACAGAAACACACCCAUUGACUAGAUUCAGUUUGGCAACUACAAAAUACUAUCCUACGAGGGAUGAUAAAAUUGAGAGCAAGACAUCCUGGCAUAGUAUUACAGUGUUUAAGCCAUUUCUGCAGGACAAAGUUAAUUCCUAUGUAAGGAAAGGGACAAGGCUGUUUGUACAGGGAUCUAUAGAUUACAAUUCCUAUGUUGACCAGGAAGGUCAAAAGAAGUAUAUUACUUCAAUUAUUCCAAAUGAUAUUAUCAUCCUUGGGAGAUCACAGUCAAAUUUAGAAGGCGAAGAAGAUCCUGAUUUCUAAAUACUGGUCAGAUAUCUAGAAAUACUGUAUUAGUGCUGAGUCUCUUGUUUGACUAAAAACUUUGCUUGUAAAUUAGAAAACGUUGGGGGGAGGGGGGGGGGUGAAAUGACCUUCCUUCAAAACUGUAUAAAAAUAAAACUGAUUGGAUAAGAUACAAGGAAACAAUGGGAAGCCAUUUCAGUGCCUUAGCUGAACGAACCGUUGAUUUUCUU
Messenger RNA from Actinia tenebrosa (Australian red waratah sea anemone), 782 nucleotides. Its product is annotated as single-stranded DNA-binding protein, mitochondrial. Lineage: Eukaryota; Metazoa; Cnidaria; Anthozoa; Actiniaria; Actiniidae. Gene Ontology annotation, molecular function: single-stranded DNA binding. Gene Ontology annotation, cellular component: mitochondrial nucleoid. The record is from RefSeq and is a predicted model, not a curated record. Gene Ontology annotation, biological process: mitochondrial DNA replication; positive regulation of helicase activity.